ACGGCUUGCAGCUUAAGCGGGGCCGCGGUCUGAGGAAUGUGAACUAUUCAACAUGGAGGCGGAGGUCGAUAAGCUGGAACUCAUGUUCCAGAAAGCUGAUUCUGACCUGGAUUACAUUCAGUACAGGCUGGAAUAUGAAAUCAAGGCUAAUCACCCUGAUUCAGCAGGCAAGAAAAAUCCAGUUACACUUUUAAAGGAAUUGACAGCCUUAAAGUCUCGAUAUCAAACCUUAUAUGCACGUUUUAAGCCAGUCGUUGUUGAGCAGAAAGAGACUAAGAGCCGCAUUUGUACUACUUUGAAUAAGACCAUGACCAUGAUACAAGAACUACAAAAGCAUACAGACCUAGAGCUUUCUUCUAAAUGUUGGCUCUUCCCAUGGACUCCCACCCUCCUGCCUCUGUCUUCUGAGUGAUAGAACUUCAGCCUCUGUAUUUAGUUGUCAAUGUGAAUUAAUUUCAUCAUUUGGCCUUUGUGCCUUUGUAUAGUUCACAUUGAUGAAGAGAGAUCUAUGUUAGGAAAAAUUGAAUUGGAAUCGGAUUGUGAUGUCUCUGAUAAUGUGGGGAACUACAUUUUCCAGAAUCCAUUUCUCUUACAGUUAUGUUACAAUUUGUCACUAGUCGAACUUGCGUGAGAGUUGGAAGUCAAAGUUGAAGAAGUCCUUAGUUUUUUGUAUGCCAGACCUGGGGCUGGAACUCAGGAAAUGGGAGAGGUCCCUGAGCUAGCUGCUCAAUGCUGGCACUCUACUACUUGAACCACAUCUCUGCUUCUAGCUUUUUGUUGCUUUGUUUUUGAGUUUUA
Messenger RNA from Dipodomys ordii (Ord's kangaroo rat), 798 nucleotides. RefSeq names its product spindle and kinetochore associated complex subunit 2 (gene Ska2). Gene Ontology annotation, molecular function: microtubule binding. Lineage: Eukaryota; Metazoa; Chordata; Mammalia; Rodentia; Heteromyidae. The coding region runs from base 53 to 412 and encodes 119 amino acids. Gene Ontology annotation, cellular component: outer kinetochore; spindle microtubule. The record is from RefSeq and is a predicted model, not a curated record. Gene Ontology annotation, biological process: chromosome segregation; mitotic cell cycle; cell division. The transcript has 4 exons.